AUUUGCAUAUUUCAGGAUAUAUAUUUUCUCCGCCUGACCGUUUCGGCUUCUAAUCAAGGGUUGCGCCACUGCAAAGACGCGGAAAUCUCAAAGCGGUCGAACUCGGAAAACCCACAAACAUGUCUGACAAGCCAAACCUGGAUGAGGUCACCAGCUUCGACAAGAGCAAGCUGAAGAAGACGUUGACUCAGGAGAAAAAUCCCCUGCCAUCAAAAGAAACCAUUGAACAGGAGAAGCAAGCAGGGUCGUCAUGAAGAUGGGGUCCUCCAUCAUGCACUGUACAUUCCACAAGCAUUGCCUUUUUCACUUUUAGCUCUAUAACUUUGAACAUCAAAACCUAAUUUGUAUUGUGAUUGGAUGGAAGCAGAUGACUGUGAAUCCCCCCCCCCUCCUUUCCCCGAACCCCUUUUUACUGCAGUGAUGAAAGAAGACUGAGUGGUGGUCUGUGCAGAGAGCCCAUCACUCGUCCACCCAUUCACCCAUUCUGCCUCAUCUCUGUACAACUCUGCAUGGCAACAGUGGGGGGAGAGCAAGGGUGUGGCCCACAGGCCCAGGGAUCAGCCAACCCUAGCGUGGCUUCCUGUGACACCCCCCCCCCCCCCCCCC
This is a messenger RNA of Megalops cyprinoides (Indo-Pacific tarpon), 606 nucleotides long. RefSeq names its product thymosin beta 4 X-linked (gene tmsb4x). The transcript has 3 exons. Gene Ontology annotation, biological process: actin filament organization; regulation of cell migration. The record is from RefSeq and is a predicted model, not a curated record. NCBI's taxonomy places the organism in Eukaryota, Metazoa, Chordata, Actinopteri, Elopiformes, Megalopidae. The coding region runs from base 120 to 254 and encodes 44 amino acids. Gene Ontology annotation, molecular function: actin monomer binding. Gene Ontology annotation, cellular component: cytoplasm.